Messenger RNA from Odobenus rosmarus divergens (Pacific walrus), 1078 nucleotides. It is a transcript of the gene PRDM2, whose product is annotated as PR domain containing 2, with ZNF domain. Gene Ontology annotation, cellular component: nucleus. Gene Ontology annotation, molecular function: histone methyltransferase activity; protein binding. The coding region runs from base 125 to 802 and encodes 225 amino acids. The transcript is spliced from 8 exons. NCBI's taxonomy places the organism in Eukaryota, Metazoa, Chordata, Mammalia, Carnivora, Odobenidae. The record is from RefSeq and is a predicted model, not a curated record.
CAGCGGCGGCGCGGGCGGCGGCUCUCGGCGCUCUGAGGCGCGGGGCGCGGCGGGCGCAGGGCUCAUGUAAUCAAAGAAGUUUGUUUGUUGUGUGUAUCUUUUCAGAACACAACAGGAAUUGAAAAUGAAUCAGAACACUGAGCCUGUUGCAGCUGCUGAGAGCCUGGCUGAGGUACCCGAACAUGUGCUUCGAGGACUUCCAGAGGAAGUGAGGCUUUUCCCAUCUGCUGUUGACAAGACUCGGAUUGGUGUCUGGGCCACUAAACCAAUUUUAAAAGGCAAAAAGUUUGGGCCAUUUGUUGGUGAUAAGAAAAAAAGAUCUCAGGUUAAGAAUAAUGUGUACAUGUGGGAGGUAUAUUACCCAAAUUUGGGAUGGAUGUGCAUUGAUGCAACCGACCCAGAGAAGGGGAACUGGCUGCGAUAUGUGAAUUGGGCUUGCUCAGGAGAAGAGCAGAAUUUAUUUCCGCUGGAAAUCAACAGGGCCAUUUACUAUAAAACUUUAAAGCCAAUCGCACCGGGUGAGGAGCUCCUGGUCUGGUACAAUGGGGAAGACAACCCCGAGAUAGCAGCUGCGAUUGAGGAAGAGCGAGCCAGCGCCCGGAGCAAGCGGAGCUCCCCGAAAAGCAGGAAAGCUACAGUCUCCGCCUGGCAUCCCGGUGCCCUCCUCCAGCCGCCCCGUACGUCACCAGGCAGUGUAGGAAUGUCAAGGCCACGGCCGCAGCCCAGUUCCAGGGACCCCUCUUCAAAGAGUAGAUCCUUCGCCUGCUCCCUGACAGCACCUGAAGUGACCUGGAAUCAGUGAAGCCAAAGGGACUGGCCUUCUGCCCUGCAGGGAGUACCGACCUAUUCCACUUUUAUGAGCCUGCGAGAGAAAGGGAGCGUGUGUGCGUGUGUGUGCGCGUGCGUGCGUGUGGUCUUCAGACGAGGGUCCCAAACCCCAGGGAGGCAGGAAGGCAGCUGAUUCCACACCAUGGACGACACUUGGGUGCAGCCCCCGGGACCGUGUUCUGCAGCUCAGCCUUCCUGCUGGGGUGGGGCCUCUCCUACUAUGCAAUUUUUCAAGAGCUCCUUGAUCCUG